UUAAGAAUGUGUUUGAUUUAUUGUUCUUCUUAUUAUUAUGAUUGAGUUAAAAAUAAUGAAAUAAUUCAUUAAAAUUAAUAAUUAAAAAAUGAUUAAUUUGUAAUUAAUUUUAUGGAUGCUUUUAGAGGUUUUAACUAGGGAGGACACAUUUUUUUAGUCCGAUUUUUUUAGUAGUCUUACCGAUCCGAUCCAUUUUGUUAUUACAAACAUGAAUUUGUGGAACUGAACAUUAUUACACAUCAUGACCGACAAGGCCGCACGUUGGCCUAGUGGUUAGCAUGUUGGCCACACAGUCAGGAGAUCGGGAAGAUCGGGUUUGAAUCUUUGUUGGGACAUCUCUGUGUGGAGUUUGCAUGUUCUCCCCGUGCGUGCCUGGUUUUCUCCUCCCACAUUCCAAAAACCUGCAUGCGACUCUAAAUUGUCCAUAGGUAUGAAUGUGAGUAUGAAUGGUUGUUUGUCUAUAUGUGCCCUGCCAUUGGCUGGCCACCAGUCCAAGGUGUACCCCGCCUCUCGCCCGAAGUCGGCUGGGAUAGGCUCCAACAUACCCACGGCCCUGGUGGGGAUAAUUGGCGUAGAAGAUGGAUGGAUCAUGACCGACAAUGUUGUUUGACUUUUGUAACAAUCCUCUGUGAGUCAGGUCCCUAAUCCAAUAAAAGUCCAUCCAAUAAAAGAUAAAACUGGGAAAAAUGGGCGUGCAAAGUACUUUUAGGGUAGGAUGAAUAAGUUGACAUGGUUCUAGAUCAAUUUGUGGUGUGAUUUAGAAUGUAUGACUUUUUUUUAAACAAAAUUUUCAACGCAAUAGUAAUUUAUUGACGCUCUCCAGUAUAAACAGCGGCACUUCCCGUGCACAGUGAGGGGGAACUACCGCUGUAGCUACGGAGCCGAAUAUCCAACGUCCAACGUGGAACGAACUUGACCACGGUACACCGCGGACAUGUCUGCAUGGUGGUGUUGUGUUUUCUUCUUCUUGUGGGCGGUGCGAGUCGGGUGGCAACCAUGUUGGAUUGUGGCCCAGAGUUACGGCAAUCGCAUCGGCCCGAUCUCAUUUUAUGCGAUCUGCAAAAUACAGUGGAUUGGCAGCCGAUCCCGAUCCUGAAGAUCGGAUCGGGACAUCCCUAGUUUUAACGACACACCCAGUAUACCUACAUAUUUCAUUGUACAGUGGCACCUCGGUAUUUUACUCAUUAGUUCCAAAAAAAACCCAAACAAGGCAAUUUUUAGCAGGAAAUAAUAGGAUACAUAAAAUCCAAAUCAUUUCCAGACACUCCAAAAUAUGAACAAAAUAUACAUUUUAUAGACGAUAAUUAUAGUUUUACAUGGAGAAAACAAUGCAAAAUAGUCAUAAAUGACGACUGAAAUCCAUUAAUGAACAUUUAACAUCACUUUGCAAGGAGGGGAUGGUAUCUUGGUACUGGGUUAUUUCUUGAAUUCAGUAGUGUGUCUCACCUUCUUUAGCAAAUAGCUGGCACUGGCAGCUUUCUUUGGCCCCAUGGCGGAUUAUUUCGCAGUCACACUCAAUAAAAAAUGCACUGACGGUGAGCCAGCAAAGCAGAGGGUGCUUUGUGGGAGCACUUGAUUCCACCCAAUGAUACUUAACAAGGCAAGUGGACUAGUUUGUUCCAGUUGGACUAGUUUGCAAAAACCGACACAGUGGACAAAACCUGAAACAUUUUUGUAGAAAACCGAAUUGUACUUAAACUGAGGACUGUGUUGACUGUGCUUUUAUUUUUGUAACAUCUUCAUUCGGAUCAUUAACUUUCUUGCUGAUGGGCUGGUAGAAAUCACAUGGUUCCACUGCUUUAUAAUUAAGGGUUUGGCAUCCGUUUUCGACUUCAAAUGACCAAAUAUGGUUCCUUGUGCUAUUAAGGGUUACUGCCGCAGUGGAAAUCUGAAGUACAGCAAAAACUAAAAAAAAAUAAUUCAGAGUUCCAGCCGUUGCGCUGGAUUGAAUUAGUGUAAUUGCGUUAGCGGUAAUACAGUCAGCGCCUGAUUGAUUGUCUGCUGCAGUGGGACAUGUCACUGGCUUCAUUUACUGGCAGCUCAAUUAGAAAGUCAGCUGUCUCGUUGCAAAAAGAAUGAAAAUCUGCUAUUAUUUAUAUGAAGGGUUAUGUUAUUUCAGGCUUAAACAUCAUCACGCAUGCUCGUAUGUGCAAAAAUAUGCAUUCAGAUAGGCUGCUGUUGUGUUUACCUGUUAGUGGUCAGUGCAGUCUGUCCAAGAAGGCGUGUGAUUGAGACACUUUUACGUCCAACGUGGUGUCACAUGCACAUACUCUCAGUGCAUCUCCAGUAACUGGACCGCUGGAGGUUUGGGACAGAAAUAAACACGCCCCCCCGGUCCUGCUCGUCCCUAAAGACACAUAUUGACACCCACACGUUGACGAUACAGUUGCAUGCGUUUACUGCAUUGUGCAAUCCAUCGUCUUCUAUCGGAGAUUUAUAGUGGUGACAUGGCGGGGCUGCUUUGUGGAACCAAGAGGAAGAAAGCAGUGAGUGACCUCCACGAGGAAGGCAAGAAUGCCAUCAACACUCCAAUGCUUCCCUCUGGGACAGACGUCCAUCCUGAGGACACUCUGCUAGAGGAGAACGCAGAGAGGAUCAUGCUGGACCCGACGUCGCGCGACAAUCCCAAACUGAAAGAUCUGCUGAAGGUUCUCAUUGACUGGAUCAACAGUGAGCUGGAGGAGGACAGGAUCAUCGUGAAAGACCUGGAGGAGGACUGCUAUGAUGGACAAGUGCUGCAGAAGUUAUUUGAGAAGUUGUCAGGCAAGAAGCUGAACGUGGCUGAGGUGACCCAGUCUGAGAUUGGCCAGAAGCAGAAGCUCCAGACGGUGCUGGAGGCGGUUAACCAACUGCUGCGCCCUCACGGCUGGUCCAUUGAGUGGAGCGUGGACUCCAUCCACUCCAAGAACCUGGUGGCCAUCGUCUACCUGCUGGUGGCGCUGGCCAUGCACUUCCAGGCGGCCAUCAGGCUGCCAGAGCACGUCUCCGUCAAGGUGGUGGUGGUGAAGAAGCGAGAGGGCAUCCUGCAGACUGCUCUGGUGAACAAGGAACUGACCAGCACCACAGAAAUGAUGAUGGGACGGUUUGAAAGAGAUGCUUUUGAUACGCUGCUGGAUCACGCGCCUGACAAGCUCAAUGUGGUGAAAACGUCCCUCAUCACCUUCGUCAACAAGCACCUGAACAAGUUGAACCUGGAAGUCACUGAGCUGGAAUCUCAGUUUGCUGAUGGAGUUUACCUCAUCUUGUUGAUGGGCCUGUUGGAGGACUACUUUGUGCCGCUCUACAACUUCUUCCUCACCCCAGAGAGCUUCGAGCAGAAGGUCCACAAUGUAGCGUUUGCCUUUGAGCUGAUGCAGGACGGCGGGCUGAAGAAACCCAAAGCCAGACCAGAAGACGUAGUCAACCUGAACCUGAAGUCCACCCUGAGAGUCCUCUACAACCUUUUCACCAACUACAAGAACUCUGAGUGACAACCUUUCUUAACACCCGUCGUUUGAAUGGGCGACUUUAAGAGACUUUACAGGAGGGGGGCCUUGGAGGGAUGCUCGUAAUGAAUCCUUCCUUGGAGCUCCAUUUAUUUAUUCCUUUCACGGAAGUUAAGCUCAGCCUGCCUCCGAGUUGCGCAGUAAGAGCAUUGAAAUGCGCAACCACGGCUGAAAAUGUUCACCAAGCCAAUGUGGAGUCCACCCGACUAGCUUAAAUGUUGCCAAGUGUUUUGUAGGAAGAUUAAAUGAAGAUUUGGAUGUCUUGUUUGAGAUUUCGCUUUCAUUAACGUCUUCAUUUCAUACAUACUGUAGCACCAUGUAGCGCAAGGUUAAAGUCAGUUAGCAUUAGCACAAAACUCACUUGUAAACAUGUUUUUACCGCAGUUAGCAUCACGUAGCUCUGGAGUGACAAACAAGUGGUGAUUAUUAGUUAUUUUUAUUGGAAUUACAGGUAGAACGAAGGGUGAAUGGCUAAAUUCAUCUGUUUAUGUUAGGCUAGUGGUUGGUGAUUGUGGCAGCUAGCUUUAGCAUUAGCUUUUCGCCUUUAAAAGCACGUUUUGACGCACUUUUCUGUAUGCUUACGUCGACAAUUUACAUUUCCGAGUGUUUUGAGGCAGUAGGACAGACGUUCAUGCUAAUAUUUACAGUGUUUAUUAGCUAGAGUCCAAAAAAAGCAAGAAUUGAACAUUUCACAAACUCACGUGAAGUUUUUCUUGCAACAAAUUUAAAUUACUGACAAGUUGAAUGAAUCACAAACCCUUUUCAUGCUUUUAAAAACACAACGCCAUCGUGUACAGUUGUCCGAUGCCAUGAAUUUCGCAGCUUCACAGUUUUUCAAAAUAAGCCUAUUAUAAGUUGAAAAAAACGUAUGGCCAUUUAAACAAAUUUGACGUGAUUAUUAUUGCAACAAAACAUCAUCAGUAAGGUCAAACUAAUCUGUCUCGUGACAAUCUAAUCCCAGUUUACGUUCCCUUUUGGAAAAUAUGGCUAUUUAAGCAAAUCUGACUCUUUUUUUUUUGCCUAAAUAAAUGUUUUCAAGCAUAAAAAUGUCCAACUGAAGUAAAACACAAAUAUAAGGCAUUCAGAAGACUCAUUGAAAGAUGAAUGAUGAUAUGUAGUGUUCUACUCUGGUCACUAGGUGUCAGUAAUGUUACAUUGAUGAGACAAUAGCCGGAAUGUUACAAAUGCUAACAUGUAUAGUCCAUAUUAUGUGCUUUAUAUGCCAUGUGUGUCUUAUAUUUCUAUGAUUGUGUCUGCUAUAUUAAGUAAUAGGAGUGUAAAGGGGACUAUAGAAGUGUUAUUUCAUGUCUAGAAGGCUCUAAUAAUGUUCAAACCCAUAUUUAAAAGGUGGUAAACAAGUUUUCUAGGCUCUAACUACAGCAAUAUUUCCUUUAUAAAUAAGGAAUCCUACUGGAAUCAGUUAACCGCGGUUUAAACAAGGGAGGACGUGCAGAGGAACCCCCACAAACAUGCUUCCAAAAGUCCAACAAAAAGUUCAAACCGAUGUUAAGCGUCCCGUCCAACACCUUUUUCUUUGGCUUCUUUGUGUGUCAUAUCAUGAGCGCCAUGAUAACCAUAGACCCACUCAUCAAACUUACACACGUACCGUAAAAGCUCUGUAAGCCACCAGCGGGUUUAAAAAACAAAACAAAAAAACCCCAAUGGCAUCAACAGCUGUGGCUGUAGGCAACCUCUUUGCAUUUGAGGUAAAUAAACUGCUGUAAACCAGAGCGUUUCCCGAUAAAUCCUCUUGAGAAUACGUGGUACGGUGUUUCGUGUCUCUGCACGAGAGGGUUAAGAACGUUUAAACGUGAUGUCAAACAUCGGCAGUCAUGAAUGUCCUUCCUAAAAGCCUGCCGCCUUUAGUGCAAGCGUUGCCUCCCCCCAGGUGGGCUCCUGCCGUCAGAGAGGCUGGCUAUCGACUGACCUUUCAGACGAGUCCCAGGAGGAGGCCCGGACCUCUCGCUAACCCCACUCCCCCCCUUAUUGAGUCAAAGCAAGAAAUAACCGCCGUGAAUCAAAGAGAGUAUUUGGAAUUCUGGGGUUUAUUUUAGACCUUUGUUGCUAUGGUAACCUUCCACAUCGCCUCUCUAAAUUACCCCUUCAUCUAACAGUCAGGUGGUCCAUUCCCCUCUUCUUUUCCCGUCCAUAUGUCUUGUUUUCUUCUUCAGAGUCUGCUUUUGGUGGACUUGAUUGAGGCAGCAGUGGAGGGAAGAUGCCACUAAUCCAUUCGGUCCAGCUUUGAGUGGUCCGGGACCCCCAAGUGUCACGUUUCUGCCCUAUGAUGAACUCUUUUGUUCGCCACCUUUAUUUCAGGAUUUAUUAGGAAUUCUUCAUUGUUAUUAUUAUUUUUUUUAGGAUUUGAUUGAUCAGUUAUUUAUUAUAUCCUACAUUUUAAAAAAUGUAUUAUUAGCUUUGUUAUUUAGAACGUGCACAUUCAUUUCGCUCAAACUAAAACCCGUUUUUUUCAUUUACCUCAUCUUUUUUUUUUCCCUUCGCUUUAUUCAGCUGUUCAUUUUGAAUUACCGAUCAUCGGGUCUUUGUAGGCCAUUUUGAAUCAAUGUGUUGAUUUAUUUUAUUCAAACUACAAUGUAUUUCAGCCAUUAAUCCAUAUUUAGUCAUAUUUGUAUGAAUUGUAUACAUUUAUUAUUCAUACUUCCUUAGUUUGCCUUCAUUAUGUUGUCGGUAUUUUACGUAAAGACAAAUUCAUUUUAGUCAUUGAUUUAUUUAUUUUUUGAAAUGUUAUUUUUAUGUCUUAAUUAUGUAUAUUUACAGUAUUACUACUUACUGCUUCAUUAUGUUAUUUGGAAUAUAUUUAUUUUAUACAAACUAAAGUGUUAUAUCUUAAUUGUAUAUGUUUAAUAUGAAUUUAUAGAUAUAUUUAUAUAUCAAUAUUAGUAAUAUUAUUAUUAUUAUUCGUCAUAUAUUCCAAUCCAAUCCACUUUCUUUAUACAGCACAUUUUAUAAACACUGUUUCCAAGGUGCUGCACCGACUAGUAAAACCAUAAAUAACAAGUAAAAGUACAAAACAAGAAGUAAAAAAAAAAAGGCAAAGGUAAAAAAAUAAGUACAUAAAAUAAAAUAAAAACUAAAAUAAAUAAAACCAAUUAAAACUAAAAAAGAAUAAAAGAUGACUCACGCCGAGUUAAAAGCCAGAGAUUUUGAUAUUAAUAUCUAAUAUAAUUAUACAAUAAAUUAUACAUUAUAUAGUUAUAUAUAUUACAUUAUAUUAUAAAUUAUAAUCCAUCCAUUUUCUAUACCCCUUCUCCUCAUGCUGGAGCCUAUCCCAGCCGACUUUGGGCGACAGGCGGGGUACACCCUGGACUGGUCGUCAGCCAAUCACAGUGUAAAUUAUAAUAUUUCAUCAAAUAAAUAUUACAUUAAAAUGUGACAUGUAAAAUUAUAUAAAAUAACAUCUAAAUAUCCAUUCAGUAGUAAUUAUUAAUUUCUGGGUUUAUGUAUUUUGUUAUUUUGAAAGUAUUUAUUUUAUGCAAGCUAACAUGUAAGUCGUCGAUUAAUUGUCAAAAUAUUAAUGGAUUUAUUAUGCUUAAUUGUAUAUGCUGUAUGUAUUAUUUUUAUAUUUAUUUCUCUAUUUUUAAUGUAUUUUUGCUCAAAGUGUUUUUUAAUUCAUUCAUUCAUUCAUGAUUAUUAAUAAGUGCAUUUAUCAAUUGCCCUUUUCGUGCAUUCAGUAUUAUUUCUUAAUGAAUUAUAAUUGCAUAUUAUGUCAAAUAAUUUUAACAUGUAAAACCACAAUUACUGAAUUUGUGUUUGUUUUUUUUACGUCAAAUUCCUGUUGUUCAUAUCUUAAGUGUAAAUAUUUCAUAUUUUUUAUUAAUGUAUUUAUUUCCGUAUUACGUUAUUUUGAGUGAAUUCAUUUUUUGCAACCUAAAAUGUAAGUCACUGAUUUAUUAUUUACUUAAAUGUAU
Dunckerocampus dactyliophorus (ringed pipefish) is the source of this 7411-nucleotide messenger RNA. RefSeq names its product parvin, beta (gene parvb). Bases 2391 to 3470 code for a protein of 359 amino acids. NCBI's taxonomy places the organism in Eukaryota, Metazoa, Chordata, Actinopteri, Syngnathiformes, Syngnathidae. The record is from RefSeq and is a predicted model, not a curated record. Gene Ontology annotation, cellular component: lamellipodium; actin cytoskeleton; focal adhesion. The transcript has 13 exons. Gene Ontology annotation, molecular function: actin binding. Gene Ontology annotation, biological process: lamellipodium assembly; actin cytoskeleton organization; establishment or maintenance of cell polarity.